Molecule: messenger RNA, 2965 nt
Organism: Physcomitrium patens
Lineage: Eukaryota; Viridiplantae; Streptophyta; Bryopsida; Funariales; Funariaceae
Source: RefSeq, a predicted model, not a curated record
UCUCUAAACUGCAGACACUAUCUCCCCGCAAUUUGUGUUGCAGCAUCUACCACUUGCAUUGCCAACGAUCUGUAGGGUUUCGUGGCGACUCUAUCCCCACUCCCACUCGCUGUGCUUCUCAUCGGCUUCUUGCACUAUCGCAACAGCUUAUGCGUCCUCGACAGCAUGGGUUUGCUGAGUUUUCUAGUGAGAGUAUCGAAUAACAAGGUCAUUCUCGCAAAUAAAAGUAUCUGUUCUUGGCUUUUCAAGGCCUGUAGUCCUAGAUGUUAGGUUAUUGUAAAUGAACCACACAGCAAAGUCCAAGAGUGUCACUCACCUCAAAAUCUACCUCCAAAUUAAGUUGCAAGUCGGAUUCAAGCGCACAUCAUACGCUGUGUCUUUCCGUUUCCAGGUUAGAUAGUGAUUGAAAGCAGCUUACAGAACUAAGAUGCAGGUGCUACAUUGAACGUUCUCAUUCUUAUUAGAGAGGAGCACUGGCCCUGCCUAGUUCCAUGAGAAUUGGGUGCGUGGAAGAUGGCAAAGUUUGUCUACAAGAGCAUAUUCAGUUUUAUGGCCACUUCGGAAUAUGCCGACACUCCUGAGCAGUUCCUGAAGCUCACCAAAGAAUGCAGUGAACGAGCUCAAAAGAUGAAUACGCCAAGUUCGUUUUCCAGCCCACCUAAAGUCAACUCUGAACUGUGCAAACAUCUAGCUGAUAAGCUGAAGUCGGCUGUCGAGAGGGCACAGUCGUUCCUCCACAUAAGAUUUCUUUUAUAUGGGGGCACGCCUAAGUAUGUCGAUGCUUUCAAGCUGUUUUAUGGUUUAGCUAACAUGGCAGUGGAGGUCAUCCGAAGUUGUUGCCAAGAGGAAUGGAUUCAAGCCGCGUUUCUGAUGACGAAUGUGGCGAAACAUAUUCUGUCAACAAGUUUUGACUUGGAGAUGUUAACUCAUUUCUUUUCUGGAUGCUGGACAUCGUCUAAAGUACUUGAGAAUAUUUUCAAAGCUGAACUUGCAAUUGUCAACAAGAAAGCCUCACAAGAUAGAGAGUCGUUGGUAGAGGAUUUGAAUGCAUUGCUCCAGAGAAGAGAAAAUGUGAGCACAGAAACGUAUCGGCUAGCUUCUCUUCUUCUGGAGAGGCUUGAUCCCCAAAGGCAGAACUUGGGAGGCAGCUCAUCAGGGGCAUAUAGCGUGGACAUGGAGAGUUUGAAAGAGAUGGAGCAGUUGGGAAAAGGUUCCUUUGCUACCGUGUUCAAAGCAAUGUGGCUGGGAGUUGAGGUUGCCAAGAAGACGUUCUAUGCACCAAGUUCCCCAGAUUUUGAGCAGGAAGUGUCAAUCCUAGCACGGCUGUCUCAUCCCAAUAUAGUGUCGUUCCUUAGUUAUGCAGAAGGUAAGCGGGAGUGCUGCAUGGUGAUGGAGUUGAUGGAUCAUGACCUUUGCGGGUUAAUGCGGAAGAUCAUGGCCAAGGACAAGCAUCGCAGUAGUCCAUUUAGCAUGUUGGAAGCAGUUGACCUCAUGCUUCAAGUUGGAAGAGGCAUUGAGUACUUGCACGAGAUGAGGAUUGUUCACCGAGGUUUGAAGGCGAUGAACAUCCUUGUGAAACAGGUGAAAGGAAAAGACGGUAGAAGUUGGUAUAUAUGGGCAAAGGUGGCAGAGUUUGGGAUGUCAAAGACGAAAGAAAGGAGUGUAACUUACAGUAACCAGACUCUGAAUACGGGGACAACACGAUGGAUGGCUCCUGAGAUGAUGAAAGAAAGUGUAAAUGAAGGGCAAGAACAAGUGUCAAAUGUCGGUAUGACAGCAAAGUAUCCUUUUGGUGGUGACGUGUGUAGUUUCGCAAUGGUGUGUUAUGAGAUUUUGACUGGAGAUGUGCCCUUUUAUGACAUAGCACAACAUAAUGAGGUGAAGAAGAAGGUAUUGAAGGGUGAUCGUCCUGGGCUACCAAAAGAUUGUCCAACUUCAUUGGAGCGAUUGAUAAGGAGGUGUUGGAGCCAAGAUGCAAGUGCACGGCCUCGAUUUGAUGAAAUAUGUGUUGAAUUGCGGAAUGUGAAAUGUCAACUGCUCAGAUCAGUCCCCAUAGCAAUAAAUUGGUUCAUGCUGCCUUACUUGUCUCUAGUUUGUUUUCUCCCGUCCGGAUCAGUCUUGUAUCCCUUGUUUUAUUAUCUGUUGAAGUACGUUUCAAGAUCAAGUUGGUCGUGUCUUGUUUAUGACAGUCGCCAACCGAAAGUGAGCUUAGUCUAUCAUGCCACAUGACUGGCUGCAUUUGUUGAUUUAGUCAUCCGCAGCGGUCACGAAGGGUAUUUGUCUUCGGAAGUUGGAUUCACAGAGGGAUUUUUGUAUUUGUGCUGUAUUUUUGGCCUCAAAAAUUGGGAAAUCCUCCGUGAAUCUCUAACGUUAUUAAUCGGCCAGUAAUCGCGCAAGCGCUAAAUGUAUCAGAUGUUGGAAUUCCAUCCUCUAAAGGAGUGACGGCUCUGUGAAUAACAUUAUCUGGCCUCACUGAUGCGCACAUGUGACAUGUUGAAUGACGUGACUAUCGCAGAAUCAACGACUCAAGAUCUGUCGAGCCAUCAUUCCAUAAGCAGACGUAUCUCCCCAAGUCCUGGAUUCGAACAGGGAAAGACUGGGGGAAUGGUGAAGUUUAGAGUUGCUGAAUUGAAAAAAAUUACUGGUAACUUUUCCGAAUCUCACUUGAUCGGAGAAGGAGAUUUUUGCAAAGUUUACCGAGGGAAGCUCAAAGAUGGUAAUGUGCUUGCUACCAAUCGAACCAGGAAGGUAAAAUUGGUUGAGGGCUUUGUGAUGGGAUUCAUUAUUCUGAAAUGUAGAUUUUUCUGAACCUGUGUUGGUUUUAUCAUAGUUUAUUUUACAUGUACUGUACUUUCUAUGCUUGGAAUUCUGAAGGAGUGGAUGUAUUUCUGGUGCACAUUGAUUUUGAGGAAUUAUUGAAGAAAAAGAAGUCUAAAGGCUACAAACACUUAGCAUCAGCAAGGAU